Molecule: messenger RNA, 1672 nt
Organism: Nymphaea colorata (pocket water lily)
Lineage: Eukaryota; Viridiplantae; Streptophyta; Magnoliopsida; Nymphaeales; Nymphaeaceae
Exons: 2
Coding region: 762-1484 (240 amino acids)
Source: RefSeq, a predicted model, not a curated record
CCUCUUUCUCUCUGUAACUGUUCCACACGUUGUGAUUUAUUGCCUGGAGCCCACGUAGCACUUGAUCCGCUAUCCUCGACCAUCUGAAUUUUGCACCUCAUCUUUCCCAUCCAAAACUGGAAUCCCAACGUCCUCCGUGUGAACCGUCUCCUUUUUUCCACCCCCCUUCUCUUUUGUUUUGCAGAAGAAAUUUUCUAAUCCAUCAGUUCGAUCCUCAGAAAGGCCUGUUCUCGUUUCACUUUUUCUUCGUUGGGGAUGUCUUUUUACUUCACUUCACUUCUUCUCAGGUAAUAGAACUCGGUUUUCCUGCUUCCACAUAUCAAUAGUCGUCUCUCUGCAGAAUUUCCCUCGCCUCUUUUCCCCUUUUUCUCCCCUGAUUUUUUCGUUGCAGUGGGGCGCCUCUAUUCCUUGUCUGAACACGAAUUCUGGAUCUGCCAUCGUCAACCAAAUAGAUAGUCAGGGUUCCGUUUUCCUCGCACUUCAAAAAAAAAGAGAUUGAUCGCAGGACGAAGAGGGAGGAGCAAGGGAGAAAGGAACUAGAACGCUGAGUUUCUAACCGCGAAUCUUCUCCUUCCACCACCAUAACCAGAGGUUCGCUGUCCAUUUCUGACCGGCUUCAGAAAGAAAAAGAAGAAGAGGAAGAAAAUCCAAGUUGUCAGUCACCCAAAUUCAUCGAUUUCAAGCAAUCAAAAGACGAGGAAGAAGAAGCAAAGUAACCAAAAGAAACAGUGGAAGGCAGGUAAGAAGUAGGCAAAAGGAAAAUGUCGGGCGGCGUGGGUUCGGUGGCCGGCGACAUGCGUCUGCCGGACGACAAUGAGCCGCACGCCUCUUCCCCAGCGAACCCCUUGGAGAGCGCUUCUCGCAAAUUCCAUAUCCUUUCCUUCCGGCAACUUAACGUCCUGGCCAUUAUGAUCGUCCUCGGCGCCAGCGGCAUGGUCUCCCCCUAUGACCUCGCCUUCUUCUUCUUCUCCAUCGUCUACACCAUCGUCAUAGCCCGCAUCGCCUUCCCUUCUUCCGUUCCCCCCGUCCGCGUCUUCCGCAAGGGCAACAAGCUCCUCGGCGCCUACAUGGCGGUCGCGGCGCUCGUCGGGCUCAUCCUUCCGAUCAUCUACAUUGUGGAAGGCGUCGUCGACGGCGACCAGGAGGGGAUGAAGGCGGCUGUGCCGCACCUUUUCCUGCUCUGUGCCCAGGUACUGAUGGAGGGCUGGUCCUACUCCAGCCAGUUUUCGACCCCGACUCAAGCGUUCGUGCCAAUCUUCUACAACACCAAAAGGGUCUUCUCCAUCGUCGACUGGGUUCACGCAGAGCUCAGCAAAGAAUCCGGCGACGUGGGAUCCGUGCUCAGGCUGAGCAUCGGCCGGGGCCUCGCUUUCGCCAACUUGGCACUCUGGUGCUUCAACCUCUUCUGCUUCCUCCUGCCGGUUUACCUCCCCAGAACCAUGAAGGUUUACUUCCUAGGGAACAAGGAGAAGAAGGGCGCAUGAGAACGGAUCGAGCCGGCUGUUGUUGUCCAGUGGAGGGCUGGUUUUCUCUCCGAGUUUGCCUUCUUCGUCAAGUUAUGCUGAUUUUGGACAAGAACAAGAAUCGGAUUGCCUUUGAAGCGUUUUUGCCAAGUUUUGUCUAUUAUCUGUAAAGAAAGAACGUGACUUUGUGGCCAAAAUAAUACUCGUUC